Rotaria sordida is the source of this 1398-nucleotide messenger RNA. Lineage: Eukaryota; Metazoa; Rotifera; Eurotatoria; Philodinida; Philodinidae. The record is from the annotation of a GenBank genome assembly.
AUGGAUGUAAAUACUCAUUUGGAAGAUUUAUCAAAUGAGAUAUUCUUUGAAAUAUUUGAUUAUUUACACAUAUUUGAUAUAUUUACUGGCUUUACUUUAUUGAACAGACGAAUAUCAUCUAUUUUACAAUCAAUUCCACUUCAUAUUGUUAUUUCCAAAAAACAUUGUCGUCGUCAAAUUGACUUUCUUUCUUCUCAUCUUACUUUUCAUGAACAUCAAGUCAUCUCAAUAAAUAUUUCUGAUACCAUUCGUGAUGAUUCUUCUAUUAUCAGUUUAUUAUUCAAUCGACACAACUUUUCUCAUCUAAAAUCAUGUAAACUUAUGUCAAUUGAUUCAAUGACUACACUUGGUAAUGUUAUUGAACAAAUUCAAAGUCUUAAUACACUUGUCUUGCUUCAAAUUUUUCAACCAAAUUAUGAAAACAUAACCAAAAAUGAUAAUGAUCAAUUGACUCAAACUAUAUUAACACAUAAAUCAUCUUCUCUUCGUUCAAUUGAACUUCAAUAUCCUCAUCAUUACUUAGACGUAUCAAAUUAUACAUCUUUAGGUUCAAAUGUUACAUCACUUAAUUUAUGGAUUGCCGGUUCACCUUCAACUGUAUCUAUUUAUUCAGUUUUACGAGUUUUUCGUGUUUGUCAUAGAAUAAGAUAUCUAUGUAUUAUAUUACAACAUGACAAACGAUUUGAAAAUAAUAAUGUUAAUGUUCCAAGUGAUGAACCACUUACAAAUGAAAAUGAUCUUCCUAUAUUAUCACAAUUGACAUCUUUCGAGUUAAACCUUGAUGCUAUAUUCGAUAUUUGGUCGAUUUCAUAUAUUUUACGUUUUAAUUUUCGACGAACGAUUGAUGACAAUAAAAAUGCAUCACAAAAUCUGACUUAUUUAUCAUGUUUUGUUCAUUUAUGGAAUGUCAAAAAAUUAGAAUUUCGAUCAUCGUUUCAUGCAGAUCGAUGGAAAGAUGUUCAAUUAAUUCUACAAGCAUGUCCAAAUGUAGAUAGUCUUAUAAUUAAUACUCCAUUAUUAGUCUUAUCAAAAUUAAUUGAUAAUUCAUUUCUUAUUCCAAUUUUUAAACAAAUUAAAAUGAUCAAAUCAAUAACAGAAGACAUUUAUUUUCCUUCAGCUUUCGCCUCAAAAUUUGUUCAACGUUUUCCAUCACUUUGUCAUAUUGAACUUCAAGUAUUCUCAUUUGAUAAUUGUUCAUUUAUUAUUGAUAUAUUUCUUACUGAAUUGAAACAAAUAUCUUAUCUUAAAAUCAAUUAUGACGAUACAUAUUUCGAUGAUCCUUUUUCAUGUGAAUAUAUUAUAACAAAACGUCGUCAAGCAUUUUCUCUAGACAUCAUUAAUGAACAAAUGGUUAAUGUCAAAAAUAAUGGCGAAGUUAUUGAAAUUUGGUUAUCAUGA